AUGACUUCGAAUCCGGUUUCCAGCAUUCUGGAGAAUGUUUCUCCACGCACUGCCGUCGCGGUUCUCGUGCUGCUGACCAUAGUCUUUAGGAUCGUCAGCUAUGUCUCCAGUUACAGGCGGCUGAGUCACAUCCCCGGACCUCCCCUCGCCGCUUGGACGAAUCUGUGGUGGGUCAGGGCUGCCACGAGUCGCAAGGGACAUCUGUACCUCUACGAAGCACUGGAAAAAUACGGGCCUCUUGUGCGCAUCGCCCCAAACAUACUUGUCACGUCUGACACCGAUCUGGUUCGCAAGGUCAAUGCUGUUCGCUCGCCAUAUAGAAAAAGUGAUUGGUACAAAGCGUUUCGGUUCGAUGCUGAUCGCGAGAAUGCCUUCUCUGAGACGAACAAGGACAACCAUGCCAGGCUGAAGUCAAAAUUGACCCCAGGCUAUUCUGGAAAAGAAAAUCCAAACCUUGAGCCGGACAUGGACAAGGUGAUCCUGACCUUUGUUGAUCUGAUCAAGUCGAAAUACGUCUCGAAAACUGGCAGUCUGAAGCCUGUUGACAUAGGACAGAAGAUCCAAUUCUUGACUCUGGACAUCAUCACAUGUCUCGCCUCAGGCAGACCGUUCGGCUGGCUCGAAGAUGAGGACAAGUACGAGUAUAUCGCGACGAUGGAAGCGAACUUUCCCGCCAUGAACUUCAUGUCAGCAGUGCCCGUCCUCUCACGCCUGAUGAGAGCACCUGCAUUCCAGCGUAUGACGCUACCCACCGUCAAAGACCGAGUCGGCAUGGGUAAAGUCAAAGCUGUGGCCCACGAGAUCAUCGCAAAGCGCUUCGAAGAGAACAAAACACAAAAACAACCCAGAAACGACAUGCUGCAAAGCAUGAUAAAUCACGGCCUAAAUGAAGGUGAGAUAGCUGACGACUCACUACUGCAGAUCCUCGCAGGCAGCGACACUUCCGGCACCAUCUUGCGCUCAGCUCUAAUCUUCACAAUCGCCAACCCACGCGUCUACCACCGUCUCCAAGCUGAAGUCACCUCAGCAGGCGUCCCCAGCGACCAAGUCAUUUCCCACGCCCGCGCCCAGGAACUCCCCUACCUCAACGCAGUCAUCAAAGAAACCCUGCGCUACUACCCCGUCAACACUGGCCUGAACCCCAAAGUCGUCGGUCCAGAAGGCGACAUCUACAACGGCCUACACAUCCCUCCCGGCACAGAGAUUGGAUACUCCGCCUGGGCCCUCUACCGCCACAACCCCCUCUACGGCGCUGACUGCGCCCACUUCCGCCCAGACCGCUGGAUCGAAGCUGAUCCUGACUUGCUCGCGCGCAUGGAGCGAGAACACGAACUUGUCUUCUUGACGGGCAGGUACAAGUGUCUUGGCGAGCGGAUUGCGAGGAUCGAGUUGUUGAAGUGUUUGUUUGAGAUGAUGAGGCGGUUUGAUUUUUCUUUUAUGGAUCCGUUGAGACCGUUGCAGAAGGAGGAUAAUUAUGGGUUGUGGAUUCAGCGGGGUUUGUGGGUGCGGGUUGAGGAGUUGGAGGUUGAAUGA
Molecule: messenger RNA, 1533 nt
Organism: Lithohypha guttulata
Lineage: Eukaryota; Fungi; Ascomycota; Eurotiomycetes; Chaetothyriales; Trichomeriaceae
Exons: 2
Coding region: 1-1533 (510 amino acids)
Molecular function (GO): oxidoreductase activity, acting on paired donors, with incorporation or reduction of molecular oxygen; iron ion binding; heme binding
Source: RefSeq, a predicted model, not a curated record